AUGGGAGAAGUUCAUCAAGGCAUUCACACAGCUUUGACAGAAUUUGACACCCUAUACAACAGUGCUCCCUUACCCGCAGCGCAAACCGUACACUUGGCGGAUCUCUGGGACGAAUACAUCAAAUUUUUGGCGAAGCGAAUAAGGAAUCACCAUUAUAAUUAUUUGACUGAUCCAACUUACGGAAGGUUCAAUUUACUGAGGGCAGGCUGGCAAAGGGUGUUGGAUAACAAUCCGACACGACACAGGACGGUCAUUGUUAACGCAAACCUAGCUAAGAUCAAUACACUCGCUGUCCAAGUUGAGGCUAUAGUGGUCUUUAAUGAAGCUCCAUUCAACACUUGA
Molecule: messenger RNA, 342 nt
Organism: Botrytis byssoidea
Lineage: Eukaryota; Fungi; Ascomycota; Leotiomycetes; Helotiales; Sclerotiniaceae
Exons: 1
Coding region: 1-342 (113 amino acids)
Source: RefSeq, a predicted model, not a curated record